Messenger RNA from Pieris rapae (cabbage white), 2621 nucleotides. Its product is annotated as venom carboxylesterase-6. The record is from RefSeq and is a predicted model, not a curated record. NCBI's taxonomy places the organism in Eukaryota, Metazoa, Arthropoda, Insecta, Lepidoptera, Pieridae. Bases 41 to 1741 code for a protein of 566 amino acids. The transcript is spliced from 3 exons.
CACACAUCAGGUUGACGCCGCCACGGGUGGACGUAUCGCGAUGUUCGUGUUCCUAAGUUUACUUGUGUUUGCGUACGCGCAAGAUAAUCAAGCUAAUCUCUCUGUAAACACGACCCAAGGUGUGGUUAUCGGCAGCCGAGCCACCGAUGGAAAUUAUUACACGUUUUAUGGUUUACAUUAUGGUGGAAAUACAGCCGGAGAAAACAGAUUUAAGGCACCAACACCACCACCAACAUAUCCUGGAGAAUACUAUGCCAUCGACAACAAAGUCAUUUGUGCCCAACCAUCUCCUAGAGGUCUCAUCGGAGUUGAAGACUGUCUAGUACUAAAUGUUUUCACACAAAAUGCUACCGGAAACCGACCGGUAAUAGUAUGGCUCGAAAGUGAGGAGUAUACUACAACCAGGCAAGAACUAUACUCAUUCAAUAAACUGGUUGAACAUGAUGUUGUGUUGGUUUCCAUAAGCUACAGAUUAUCUAUAUUUGGGUUUCUUUGUUUGGGAGUACCAGAUGCACCAGGUAACGCUGGAAUAAAGGACGCAAUCCAGGCUUUAAAAUGGAUCCAGCAGAAUAUUGCCGGUUUUGGUGGAGAUCCGAAUAAUGUGGCUAUACUAGCACAAGGAUCAGGCGCAGCGAUGGCCGAAUUGAUUACCUUAUCGCCUCUAUCGCAAAAUUUACUGCAUAAAGUUAUAGCCAUAAGUGGCUCAGCGUUAUCACCGUGGGCCGUAGCAUACGAACCUGUGAAAUACGCUAAAAGUUUAGGAGAAAAGCUGUCAUACACUGAUAAAUCGAAUGCAGAGCUGGCCAAGUUACUGGCAUCAACGGAUCUAAGCAUUUUAACUCCAGCACUAAAUGAUUUCGAAUUCUUCAACAAUACUCCACUUUUUGCACCGUGCAUCGAGGAAGCAAGUCUGGGAGCAGGCAGUGUUUUGACAGAUUCACCAAUAAACUUAAUCCGUAAUGGUAACUACAACGAUGUCCCGUACAUCGCUGUUUUUGUUGAUCGAGAAGGGACACUGCGAGCUGAACAAGCCGCAGUAAACGACUGGCUAGGUAAAAUGGACAAGAACUUUACCGAUUUCAUACAAGUCGAUCUGAAAUUUGAAUCUGAAAGCAAUAAAUCUGCUGAAGCGCAAAAAAUAAGAGAUUUCUAUUUCGCACAAAGAGUUAUCGCUAUGGAUACAAUUGAAGAUUUCUUAGAUUACCAGGGUGAUACCUUGGUAGCGGUGUCUGUAAUCCGAGGAGUGGCCGAGAGAUCGAAAACUUCUAAAUCGCCAGUGAGGCUAAUGGAGUUUGCUUAUCGCGGUACCCGAAACUCAGACUGGUCAUAUCCACAAAUACCUCUUAAAGGGGCAAGGCAUGGUUCAUUGCUCAAUUACUUAUUUGACUUUGAUUUAAGGCCAAGCGACGCUGCCGUACAAGAUGCAAUCAUUAGACGUUUAGUAGCUUUUGUUAAAGUUGGAGACCCGAAUCCAACUAAUUACGUCAACCCUGGAAUUCCAUGGAAUACCUACACUCGGGAGUCAACAAUAGCCUUGCGUAUCAGUGGCGAUGAUGAAAUCUUAGCUGGAAGAAGCUUCCAAGAGGAGGCGAGAGUUAACAUUCACCAACAAAGAAUGGACUUCUGGAAUUCCAUGUACGAGAAGUAUUACAAUCCGCCACAACCGACAUCUUCAGCUGAGGGGCUGUUAUGUUUGAGUCUACUGUUAACAUUAAGUCAAAUUUUAAUUAAAUUGCUCUGAGGAACUCGUCCAUAAAGUUAAUUCCAGUUUGGACAUGUCUACACUAAUGUUAUAUAGACGAAAGAUUUAAACACUACAACCACUGAACCGAUCUUAAACAUUCUUAUUAAAACAUAAAGAUAGCGAGUUAAUUAACUACGUAACAUUACUAUGAUCGAAUAAUGUACCAUAUUUUGAUAAGAUGAAUGAUACUUGUACUGAGAAAUAUUAGAAUAAUAAAAAGUUGUAGUUUUGAAAAAUGCAAGAAGUGUCAUAAACUAAAAACUGUUUUAACAAUAAUAAUGUAUCUGAGUAUUCUCUAGCUCAGUGUUUUCCAACCUUUAUUCAUACGUUGUUAAGAAACUUGUAUGUUCAGUUAAGAAAUGUUUGGUUUAACGAAGAAAUCACUAAGAAAUUGUUAACGAAACAAUAAGUAAAUUUUCAAAACAUAAUGAAAAUCUGAAAUUCAAAACCAAUAAUUUUAAUAAAGAUUUAUUCAGUGAGAUGCUUGCUGCACAAAGAUUUUAUAUUAGAUUCCAUUUUUUGUUAGCUUCUGUAUCAAGCCUCAAUGUUGUAUUAUAUCCAACUGAUUGUGGAUGCCCCUUUUAACAAUCAACUUUCCCCCUGUGGGGCUAGGCCACCUUGGGAAACACUGCUCUAGCUGAUAAUUUAGAAAAUAAAAAUUGAGUUCUAUUACUCAAGAGACAAAUAGGAUAUUAAAAAUUAUAACUAAUGUGAUUUCAAUUAAAUUAAUAUCUUGUCCAAAUAUUUACAAAGAAUGUAUCUUUAUUUUUGUAACUAACGUCAAAGACCAAUUAUAACUAACUUUAACACGAUAAUGUUAUGUUAAAUAUGUUCUAUAACAUGUUAACACGGAAAAGAAAUACAGAUAUUAAGUUCA